Molecule: messenger RNA, 8927 nt
Organism: Ostrea edulis (European flat oyster)
Lineage: Eukaryota; Metazoa; Mollusca; Bivalvia; Ostreida; Ostreidae
Product: phosphatidylinositol 4-phosphate 5-kinase type-1 alpha-like
Exons: 19
Coding region: 251-3097 (948 amino acids)
Biological process (GO): phosphatidylinositol metabolic process
Molecular function (GO): phosphatidylinositol kinase activity
Source: RefSeq, a predicted model, not a curated record
AUGUUACGGAAGAAUACACGUGCGCGUGCGCGAUAUGCUACAUCCGCUAUAAUGUCAGGCGAGUGAGAGAACAACAAUCAAUAAGUAGAUUUAAAAUGUAAACUUCACAGAUUUGAUUUCGCUCUUGAUUUCAAAAUGGCCUUUGACCGAUAAGAGAACAAUCAAAUAUUACUUCAGGUAAAUCUGAAACGUAAAGAUAGGAGAAAAAUAACUAAAUAUCUACUGGGUGUUCCCGAAUUGAAAUCGAGGGAUGGCGACUAGCGAUGGUUCAGUAUUAACGCCAGGAAGACCGGAGGCCGAGCCGUCAAUAUCGAUGGCUGAAGACAGCGAUGACUCUAAUGAAGAAGCUGGAAGGUCUGCUACCCUGGAUCACACUGAGAUGGUAGGGGGCAAGGUUGCUGCCAUGAAAGCAAAAGAUAAGAUUGGACACAGACGGGUAGACAAGACAGGAGCCGUUACAUAUAAAAAGAAAUCCACUUCUGAGUUGAUGGCAGCCAUCCAGCUGGGAAUUGGGCAAAGUAUUGGCGGACUCUCCUCCAAACCUGAGCGAGACCUUCUCAUGCAAGAUUUUGCUGUCAUUGAGAGUGUUUUUUAUCCACCUGAAGGAAGCAACCUGACGCCUGCCCACCAUUACAGUGACUUUCGAUUUAAGACCUAUGCUCCCAUUGCUUUUCGGUACUUUAGAGAAUUGUUUUCGAUCCAGACAGAUGACUUUCUGGUUUCUUUAUGUGAUCAGUCAAUGAAAGAACUGUCUAACCCAGGGGCAAGUGGUAGUAUUUUCUAUUUGAGUCAGGAUGAUGAAUUCAUCAUUAAAACAGUGCAACAUAAAGAGGCAGACUUCUUACAGAAAUUGUUGCCAGGCUACUACAUGAACUUGAAUCAGAAUCCCCGAACCCUGCUUCCAAAAUUCUAUGGAUUCUACUGUUACCAGUGUGGUGGCAAAAACAUUCGAUUUGUGAUAAUGAACAACCUCCUACCAUCUUCCGUCAAACUCCAUGAAAAAUAUGAUCUGAAAGGAAGCACAUACAAAAGGAAGGCCUCAAAAACUGAGCGCGCGAAAUCCAGCCCUACACUAAAGGACCUGGAUUUUAUUAACAAUCACCCAGAGGGAAUAAUGCUGGAGAAAGAUAAAUACGACGCUCUCAUUAAAACCAUCCAGAGAGACUGUCGGGUGCUAGAGAGUUUCAAGAUUAUGGACUUCAGCAUGUUGCUUGGGGUUUACAAUUUAGACAUUGCAGCUCGUGAAAGGAAAAAACAGAGACCGUCAGUUAGCCAAUCAACCUAUCCUGAUGUGUCAACAUCACUAGAUCAAUACAACACAGUGCUGUCAACAGAAGGGGGCCUAGAUUCAGGUGGUCGCGCUCAUCGAUCAGGAGGGAUGCCACAGAGGUCAAAGUCCAUAAAGACGAGAGUGGCUCAGUACACAACUCCCAUGGAGUCCAUCACCGCGACGGCAACAGAGUCAGAUGAGGAGGACCAAGAUGAUGAUGAGCUUCCACCGGGAGGCAUUCCUGCCAAGAACAGUAAAGGGGAGCGCAUCAUGCUGUACUUGGGAAUUAUUGAUAUACUGCAGAGCUACCGACUGAAGAAAAAAAUUGAGCACACCAUGAAGUCUAUCGUUAUUGAUGCAGACAGUAUAUCAGUGCACCGGCCUAGCUAUUAUUCCCAUAGAUUCCAAGACUUUAUGUCAUCCAAAGUGUUCCGGAAAAUUCCUACUCAUCUGCGCCAGAAACUGGCCCUUAGGCACUCUCCCUCCAAACGCAAGCCUACUACAAGCAAGAGACUGAACACAACCUCGGAGUCAGAACCCCUGUCAGAGUCUCAGAGGUCAGAGAUAAGGUCACAGAGAACGGGAGCUGUCAGCUCCUCUGAUGAUGAACUUCUCCCAACAGGAACAAAGGGAGGCAGGCCAGAUCUUCUUCCACAAAAUUCAACACCACCACCAACAUUUGCAGAGGCUAUUGCCUCAAAUUCAGAUAUUUCUUCACAAGGUCGCGAGACACCAGUGUCGAGUCGGACACCUGGAACUUUAGGAUCCACAUUCCAGACAAGUGACUCCAGUUACCCAGUCUCUCCUAAAAUGUCGAGUCUUCGAGGAUCCCCACCCCUGAGCAUUUCAGAAUCCACCCCGACACACACAGAAUACACAGAGGGAACUCCCAGUUACACCCCUUCCUCGCCCAGCUGCUACAGUGAUAUCGAACCUGCAUUUCAAGCGGAAUUAGACAAAGAACAUGUUCCCUCAGUAACUGGGCCUUUCUCAGCUGGAUUCUCCAUAUCAAAUGUCUCCAAUUCAAGUCAGAACUCUGAUAGUGCUAUGCUAACUAAAACAGUGAUCACAAUCUCAGACAUUCCUGAUGGUGACAAACGUUCUAUUGAUCAUGACCACAGCAAGCUUAUAAGUGAACAAGACAAGAAACAUUCAGGUGAACAAGAUCAAGCAUCCCCUGCACCUGACAUUCCAAUGACUUCCACAAAUAAAGAGGAGGAUUCAGGUUCAACAUUGGUGGAUAAGGCAGACGAAUCUUCAGAGGAAGCCAGUACUGUGGAAAUGUCUGGUGUUUCUGGGAUUGCUUUGCAUGACAUGGUGAAGGCUACUAACAAAACUAAUUUCUUGCAUCAUAGACUAGAGUCUAAAUUUGUGUAUCAGAUGAAACCUACUAACUUCAACAGUAACACUGAAAUUUAUGCACACAAUAGUACUGAAAACAACACAAAAGUCAGAGGAGAGUUCAUCCUUCAGCAAAGCAUAGCUGAGAAGGGAGAUAAUUCACCGUCAACCACAGAGCAGAGUUAUGAUACAGAUAAUGAAGAGGAAGGGGAAUUACCCAUUUUUAGAAAUAAUGCUGAUUCAUCCCUUAUUGAGGAUCCGGAGUCGUACUCUCGAACUCAGAUGAGAAAGAGAUUAGAAAUACUGCGGCACAGUCAAGAUUCUCCACAAAACCCUUCUGAAAAUAUCAGAGCUUCUGCCCCACCAAUGUCAAUUCACUAUUACAAACCAGUGGCCCUGAGAAGGUUCACUUACCUACCGGGAAAUGAAUUAGAGUACAGCCUAACAAAGGGGAGUUCCAAAGAAAGGGAGACAACUCAUUUAUAGAUGGCUUGGUAGAAAAUAUGAUGUUCCCCCUUUUAUAAACUGUACAUAUAUAUGUGUUUAAUUAUAGCGAUUUCCAGAAUUAAGUGAUCACCAGUGGUGUAGUAACUGAUGUUGGUAUAGGAACUGAUAUUGUUCAGCCAAUUCAAAUCUUCUUCCUCCCUCAGUUUAUACUUGUAUUGUAGUCUAGUUCUCUACGUCUCUCUGUUGUCUGGGAAUUUUUUUUUUUUUUUUUUUAAAAUUUAGUCUUGUUUGUCAAUUUUUCUGAUGCAUACUAAGAUUGAUCCUUAGAAUUUAUCACUUGAUAAGUGAAAACGAUUUCAGUGUCUUUUAUUAGCAAGUUUGGUAUUGAAAAAUAAGAAAUGUUCAUCCAUUCAAAUUUCUUUUUUACGACUGACAAGAUAUUGUUACUUGUUAUAAGCCUGUAGAACGCUGUUGCAUGGUUUACGUCAUGCUCAAACACCGAAGUAGGACUUGAAUGGUAAAUUUGCAUAAAAUAGUGGCUAAGUUGAUCUAUUUUAAAAAUAUAUACAUGUAUGCUUACUAUAACCACUUCUGAGUGGUCUUUUAUAGAAGGAAUUUUUUUUCCAAUUCACCAAUCACUACAGUGUAGCUGAUCACGUUUGAUUUCACGUUUACAAAUAAACGAUUGUCAAUGAAAGUGCACAUUUUGGUUUAGUGUAGAUGUGGACUGUUGGUAUCACAGUUUGUAUUCUUUUUCUUUCUGUUUUCAGAAAUAGAUGGCCAUUGAAAAAGGGUACUGUGUAACAUAAAUGCACAUCUUUCAAGUCCGUUGCUCAUCUUAGGAAGUCAAAAGACAGGCAAACUAGCAUUAUAUAAUCACCAAUGAUUGUGAAGAGAAGGAAAAUGAGUUUCUAGAUUGGAAACUUCAAAUCAGUGAAAUACUGUCUUCAUCCCGUAACUCUUAUUUCAAUUUCUCCCAUAUGUACUUCUUCUACCUUACGUAACCGGUUUUUUUUUUUAAAUUUAGAUUACGAAUACUGGUACUCUGGUCGAUCUUACUAUUAAAGGGGGUGGGGGGAGCGUGAUUUAUCAAAAGUUAUUAAAAUUUGUUUUCCCAUUUUGUAAAAAUUUAAAGACAGUCACCAUUAUUUCAAAAUUUAAAAGAAAUGUACUAGCUUUAUUUCUUUCUUAUUAAAAAAAAAAAGAUUCUGAUCUUGAUGGCAAUUGAGAGGAUGAAUAUGGUAUCAACGGAAUUUCUCAUGAAUUUUUCCCAGUACUAUCACGUGAUUAUUUUGUUGGUUUGCCUCAGUCUUUUUAGGAAUGAGAUACAUAGUAACACUUGGUGUUCACCCUAUACUUUCAUGUUGUUUUAUUGUUGUAAAAAAAAGUAUCCUUGAAUUAAAAAAAAGAAAUAUUCAUUCAGAAAUGACUUCCCAUAAGAUAGAAGUUUACAUGUAAGAUAUUACUUUCAAAUAGGAAAUGUCAGCAAUUAACAAAAAAAAUAUAAAGAAUUACUUGUUGCCCUUGUUUAAUUUUCAUUGUAUUCAUUGUUCUAUGAAUAUUUCUUGAAAUUUGAGAGAAAACAGAAUGUGAAAAUUUGGAAACCCACAACAGAUAACAGCCAAUAACCCUAUUUCCUUAUGUCAGAAAUGUUUGAGAAUAAAAUAUUCCACUUAUUAUAAAUUAAUUAAUUAGUGUAAAUGUUUGGUAUCUACAUAUCAUUAGGAUGUUUUUAAUGUUAUGGUGCAAAAAAGAAGGAUGUAAAUUUUUUUCUUUUUCUUAGUGUAGAAUGAAAGAUGUGAAAAGUAAUUUCAUUUCAAAUUUUGUAUGAUUAUUGGGAAAUUAUGUCCAUGGUUGGGGAAAGUGUUGACUAUCACGAUCGUGUUCUCUUUCAUUUUUUGGAGAACAUUUUGAAAAAUAACGCUUCUAAAACUGAAGUUGUGAAUGAGGUUGACAAAUAUUUUCUAUCACAUAAGAAUGACUCCACUCAUAUAUCAUUGAUACUCAAUCAAUCAAUCAUUGAUAUUAGGACCACAUUUAGCGCUGACAUUACAGUAGACGAAUACACAUGUUACUUGGUAUUUUCAUCCCGUGCAUGUGACGUUUUUUGGUGGCGGUUUCUCGUGUACUUGACCCAUUGUAAUACAUGUAUACCAGUUCAGAAUUUCAUGGAAUACUAUGUUUCUGUUGUAUUGAAUACGAGUAGAUGAAGUUGCAAAUUGCUAUUCACAUCAUCCGAAUUCGUUCUCUAUAGCUUAUUACAUGUACCUCGCGAUUAUACAGAGCUGUUAAUGAUUUAAUUUAUCUUGUAUACAGAUUCGUCUUACUAUUAGAAAUUAUGAAUAUUAAGAUGCAGAAAUUGAUUAAAGGAUUUAUUUAAAUGCGACACACUUAUCGAUAUUGGUAGUCUUCCUUCAGGAUCACGUGAUGAACAAAAGAUAGGUUAACAUUUCAACCCCAACCCCCAAACUGAUAGUAGUUGCCAUGAUCCCUUUAUAUGGGUGAUCAAGGAUUACACUAGAUAUGAUGAUUAUCGAAGAUGACCGAUAUCGAGAGUUGGAAUUUCGUUUCAAAAUUAAGUAGAUUUUGUGCAAGAAUUUGUACGUAACUCCAGUGUUAUUUUCAAUUUGACUAAAAUGACGUGGAAUAGGACUUGUGACGUCAUAAAUAUGAUGCUUUAUUGCCAUUUUCAGUAUUUUGACUCCAAAUGGCUAUGUAUUCACUUUUUUUUUUUACAGAAAACAUUGAACAUAGGUGUGGGGAUAUUUUAUAUUUAUGCCCAAGAUUUAUAUUUCCAGUAUAAAUAAUUGAUGGAGAAAAAUGUUUGUCCAAAGCAGCACUUAAUGUAAUGUUCACAAAAUAUUGUAUUUUUAAAAUAAAUUUAGUCAUUCUGUCAUGUUUGAUGCUAUGUACCCCCAAAGGACUGUAAAUAUGAAAGACAAUUAUGUGAAGAAAACAAAAGAAGAUUUAGCUUUUUCAUACCUUUGAGUUUUAGGGGUCCCAAGAAAUUUUUACCUGUAACCUGUAUAGUUAUUUUAGAUUACUAGCAGGGAAAAACAGUUAAUCAUAUACUAUAGUGUGAUAUGUGCAUUAACCUCCACGCGUUAGUUUAGGUCUGAUUGUGGAUGGCAAUUUGCAUAACAUUUUUUUAAAUAUACAUUUGUUAAGAUAUGCAGUGGAUGUUGUCUUAGUCAAAUCUGUUUUCUGAGAUGUAACUAUGUCUAGUGAAUCUUUCGGUCACUCAACAUAAUUUCUUUCAUAAUAUUGUUUAAUAAUGCGUAAUUAUAUCUAUUGAGAAUCCAGUAUCACAAAUUAUUGACUUCAUUUGAUUGAAAAUUCCCUCUUUAUUAUCUGGAGUUUUUGUUAUCAGAAGAUAAGGGAGGUCUUUAUAAGAUGUUUGAUUUUUAAUUCAGUAUGUUUCACACUUUUUUGUAACCAAUGAAAUUCUUGUUUGACCUUCUUAUCUGUUUUUUUUCCAGACACACCUCUGAGGAAUAUUGGACGAUAGACGUGUCAAAACAAUAAUUUAGGGCAAUAGUACCCCCAGUCUCUACCAAUACGAAGCCGGCAUACAUGUCAUUGCUUGGAGAAGAUGAGCAAGGACAACCCUGCAAGUUAUGGCCCUAUAGAGAGGGCAUGUAAUUAUUUUAUCACCUGACUCGUGAAUGUCAUAUGUUUGUCCAAUUUCAAAGUACAUGAAUGAUAUUAGAAUUGUGUAAAGUUUACUGGAAAAGAAAACAAAUCUCCACGAUGCAUUUCAGGUUUCUUCAGUAAUCACUAGCAUCAACAAUAUAGUUGAGAUGAUAUGUCUCUGUAGGUGAGAUGAUUUGUCUCUCCUGGUACUGUAUAUUCUGCAACUUUUCUUACAACGUGUUCAACAUGAGACCUUAUUAUGUUGUGUCCUGGUUGGUAGACAAUCGGAAUUUCACUGAAAGCUCAUGUAUUUUUAAGAAAUGAAGAUACAUACAUAUUCUUAGGGUGACAUUUUGCAAAAGGGUCUUAAAUUUUGAAUUGAUCAUCGUGUUUUAAAUGUUUCGUAAUCCAUGCAUAUAUGUACUAUGUCUUCGUAGUUUGGGGGUUUAAAAGCAUUGCAUGUAUUGGUGAACUGAUGUAUAAGCUGUUCUGAUCAAAGUUUAUGUUUACAUCUUCAGGACUCGACACAAAAUAUUUUUUUUAAGUAAAACGGAAUCAAAGAAUAUCUGUUCAAAUCGAGAGCAAUAUCAUCAUCAAGUGGACGAUUUUUUUUGUCCAAACCGCGAAGCUGCAACAAAUUGUUAUUUCAGUAUUCUUGUACUGGAUAGUUUUGAGUUGUACAAAUUAUGACCUCCUUUUUGUGUUCUCGGCUCUUGUUUUGAUACAGAGUUACGCGAAGGCUAAUUCAAAGAUGAACAGGAUGAUUAUUGUAGUUGUGAAAUUUUAAAAGCAUUUUGUAAAUAAUUUCAGUUUACAGACGUGUACAUUUCAAGUGUUAUAUUUUCCAGUAGUAUAUAGGGGGAAAAAAGGAAGAACAAAUUUUAUAAUUGUACAGUUUAAUUGUAGAUUGUACAUUAUGAAGAUAAAGUAUAAACAUGCUCAUGCUUCAUGAAAAAUCACAGGGAACAUAAAUUUUUUUAAGUGUCUGAGGAAACCCAACACCAAGAUGCUUCAGAAAUUGUUAUACUUUUGUACAAUGUACAUAUAAUUUGCAGCCUUUUCGUGAAGGAUGACUCAUUAUACACUUGUGUUGAAGAUGCAAACAUCGUUUAUUGUAUUAUCUACAGAAUAGACGCAUCAAUAGUUCACGUGUAGCUGUGCAACUAGUAAAGUGGAACGUCUCUAAUCGGACGCGCACCUGACAAUAAAUUAACAAUGUUUUUGUUCUUGUUCUUAUAAAUGUAUGUCUCUAAAGGAACUUUAACACAAAAUGACACAGAUUUGGUUCUUGAAGCAGUCUUAUUUUUGAAAUGUAAAGGUGUAAAUUGUACUUUAUAGGACAAGUAUACAUAAUUACACAAAUUAGAGUUGUGCAUGACUGGUGUGCCGUAAAUUGCACGUGGCGUGUAGUUUUGAAGUUUCAAAUAUAAUAUCUUGGCUAUUAUUGUUUGAAUGCUCUUUGUGAGAAUUUUUCAUCAGAUAUUUCAUAUGUAUCGUGUAUUUACGUACUAUAUUUUUUCCAUUUUUAAUUUCGGACGUUUGAAAUCAUGUAGUAUUAACGUAAGUGACGGUAAAAUACACGUCUUUCAAACUGUGUUGCCAAAGAGACAGUGCGGUGUAGCAACGUUUGGCUCCACAUGUACAUGUGCACUACCUCAUUAAGAGAUAUUAUUGUGCGCUAUCUGCAGUUCAUUCAAUGGCUGUUUGCCAUAGUGUAUUUCAUGUCCUUGAGUCAUAGAGUAAAGUCAUGUUCAUCAUGCUAUUUAAUGGGUAUCAAGAAGAAUAUCUGUGAAUAAACUCGGAGCAGUAAAAAGAAAUGAUCGCAUGAAAAUCGCUCAAUAGUUUAUAUUCAUGGUUCUCUGAUUCGGAUUUUUGUCACAAAUUUGUACUAGAAUUUUUAUGUUUCCCUCGUAUGAGAAUUUUAUAUUAUAACAGAAGAGUCGAUGAUAUGUUAGGGAAUGAAAUAGAUUUGUUCUUUACCUUUCGGAAUCUGUAGCUUAGCUUGUUUGCUUCACGGUUCAAUGGCACAAGUACAUGUAGGUUAAAAGUUAAAACAGUUAAAAGUAAAAGUCUGCGUUGAGAGAUUGUAUGUUCAUGCAUUGCAGAUGUCUUUCAUAAGCGUUGAAUUCUAUGUAUUUCCAGCUCUUGGAUAAUGCUAUACUCUGUACAGUGUUAAAUUUUUUGUAUAUUUUGCAUGAGGAAUAUUUGAUCAUGAAUUAAAUAUGUUGAAUAUAGA